GAUUGACCUAGGAGUUCUUGAAUAACAUUUUAAUCAUAGUUAUGGACAUGAGAUUGCGGGAUAGGCUUUUCUACUUCUAGAAAAUUUCUUUUGCGGUUAAAACUUGAUUGGAUUAACGAUUAGUUUAUUAAUGGACUCAAUAUUCGAGACAGAUUGACAAACGAGUUAUUCCCCUUCACAUCAACACCAGAGGACGCCACAUCAAAAUACCGGCAGCAUGGCUUCUGUUACAGCAGAGAAAGUUCAGGAAGUGAGAGAGGUAACUAGGAUUGAAAGAAUCGGUGCUCAUUCCCAUAUUCGAGGGUUAGGUUUAGAUGAUGCGUUGGAAGCUAGAGCAGUAUCACAGGGUAUGGUGGGACAGGCAGCUGCUAGGAGAGCUGCUGGUGUCAUCCUGGAAGUUAUCAAGGAAGGUAAAAUAGCUGGAAGAGCUAUAUUAAUAGCAGGACAACCUGGUACUGGCAAAACAGCUAUAGCUAUGGGUAUGGCUCAAGCUCUAGGAUCUGACACACCAUUUACUAGUAUAGCUGGUAGUGAAAUAUUCUCAUUAGAAAUGAGUAAAACAGAGGCACUGACACAGGCUUUUAGAAAAUCUAUUGGUGUCAGAAUUAAAGAAGAAACUGAAAUUAUUGAAGGAGAAGUGGUAGAGAUACAGAUAGACAGACCAGCUACAGGCACAGGAGCUAAAGUUGGUAAAUUGACAUUAAAAACUACAGAAAUGGAGACAAUUUAUGAUCUGGGACAGAAAAUGAUUGAAUCCCUGACAAAAGAUAAAGUUCAAGCAGGAGAUAUCAUCACAAUAGACAAAGCAUCAGGAAAAAUCACCAAAUUAGGCAGGUCUUUUACACGAGCUAGAGAUUAUGAUGCUAUGGGUCCACAGACUAAGUUUGUGCAGUGUCCUGAAGGUGAACUACAGAAGAGAAAGGAGGUAGUACAUACAGUAACAUUACAUGAGAUAGAUGUUAUUAACAGUAGAACACAGGGUUUCUUAGCUUUAUUCUCAGGAGAUACUGGUGAGAUCAAAUCGGAGGUGAGAGAACAGAUUAAUUCUAAAGUAGCUGAAUGGAGAGAAGAAGGCAAGGCUGAGAUAGUACCUGGUGUAUUAUUUAUAGAUGAAGUCCAUAUGUUAGAUAUAGAAUGUUUCUCCUUCCUUAACAGAGCUCUAGAGAGUGAUAUGGCUCCUAUUUUAAUAAUGGCCACCAAUAGAGGCAUCACAAAAAUUAGAGGUACCCAGUAUAACAGUCCUCAUGGUGUACCAAUAGAUUUACUAGAUAGAUUACUCAUUAUAUCUACAUCACCUUAUGAAGAGAAAGAGAUCAAACAGAUUCUUAAAAUCAGAUGUGAAGAAGAAGAUGUAGAGAUGAGUGAUGAUGCUUUGACAGUUUUAACACGUAUCGGUAUGGAAACAUCAUUACGUUAUUCUAUACAACUUAUAACAACUGCUAACUUAGUCUCUAGAAAACGCAAGGCAACUGAAGUUGAAGUAGAUGAUAUCAAGAGAGUGUAUUCGUUAUUCUUAGAUGAAUCUCGUUCCACACAGUUCCUGAAAGAAUGUCAGGAAGAAUUUAUGUUCAAUGAAAUUGGUGAAUCAGAAACUAUGGAAACAAGUUGAAUUAAAAUAUACUAAAUCAUUUUAUAAUAUCUUCCAAUCAUUGUGUAUUAUAGACAUUUAUUAUAUAUACAUGUAUAGUACAUUCAACUCUCAUUGUCACCAUUCAAUUCAUAGAGGAUCAUUUUGUAAAAUCUAAAACUUUCAGUUUGCAGUUCACAUGACUUAUAAGUAUCAGCAUGCUCUUCAGUAAUCUUAUUGAUAGAUUUUCCUUUGGACAUACUUAGCAUUAUUGACGUGAGUGCAUUUUGACAUUACUUACUUCAUUACAUUCUAAUUACCUAGUAAAAAGACUGAUUGUUAAGUUUAUUGAGAGAGAGAAGUAAUAUUGUUAAGGAUAUCUUUAUAUGUAUAGCUGGUUUCAUUAAAUCAUUUUGUUAAU
Lottia gigantea (owl limpet) is the source of this 1988-nucleotide messenger RNA. RefSeq lists its product as hypothetical. Gene Ontology annotation, biological process: regulation of transcription by RNA polymerase II; box C/D snoRNP assembly; chromatin remodeling. Gene Ontology annotation, cellular component: R2TP complex; Swr1 complex; NuA4 histone acetyltransferase complex. The transcript is spliced from 15 exons. Gene Ontology annotation, molecular function: ATP hydrolysis activity; DNA helicase activity; ATP binding. Bases 218 to 1609 code for a protein of 463 amino acids. Lineage: Eukaryota; Metazoa; Mollusca; Gastropoda; Lottiidae. The record is from RefSeq and is a predicted model, not a curated record.